AUGCAGCAGCUGAUUGGUGGUCAUUGGGUAUCAUCAUCUACCAAAUGGCCACCUACACAUUCCCAUUUACCAGCCCAAUGGGGAAACAACUAUCUCCACUCACGGAUGAGCCCUUUUAUCCCAGCUGGCUCAGUGAUGAACUGGUGGACCUCCUGCAAGCGCUAUUGGAGAAAGACCAUCAUCUUCGUCUUGGCAAAAACGGGAAGAUCAGGGAGCACCCUUUCUUUCGUUGUAUUGACUGGGUGAAACUGGAAAAUCGCCAACUAACACCACCUUUCCAGCUAGCAGUGCGAUCAGUUAAGAACUUCAGGGACUCUGAAGGAGAGUCACCAUUUUUUUCAAGAAAAAUAUUCUUGAACAAAAGAAACAGAGUCCUAGAGGAGUUCUCCUUCCUGGAUCCCGACUUGCAGGAGUGACACCAAGGCCAAUAACUAUGGUCAUGUCCACCAGUUCUGAACACCGUGUACAGCUGCUGCAUGGAAGCCACAUCAUCAUCUGCUGAAACUGCCCAGGAGUAACAUCUAAAUCUUUCCUGUUGACUUCCAAUGGGGCAACAUGUGAGGAGGAGAGGAAAGUAUAAAUAGAAAUUUAGGUUAGGUUAUUACAUAUGUUUAACCCUUUAAGUGUUUUUACAAGCGCUGCGCUUGCUUUUAAAG
This is a messenger RNA of Xenopus tropicalis (tropical clawed frog), 656 nucleotides long. RefSeq names its product protein kinase C theta type-like. Lineage: Eukaryota; Metazoa; Chordata; Amphibia; Anura; Pipidae. The record is from RefSeq and is a predicted model, not a curated record. Bases 45 to 416 code for a protein of 123 amino acids. Gene Ontology annotation, molecular function: protein serine/threonine kinase activity; ATP binding. The transcript is spliced from 3 exons.